UAAACCCGUUGUUAAUAAAGAAAACAUUAAUUAUGAUGGAAUACUUGCUGAUAUUAGUGGUGUCAAUGGGGAGAACAUAGUACAGAUAAAAAAGGUGAAAUUCGAUGAGAAGGGACAAGAAUCAGAAGCUAAAACCGAGAUUCCAUUUAAGACCAGAAAAUACAAUUUGUAUGUUGAUGGAGAAGACAUACGAUCUUUAAUUGAUAGGUGGACUGAUUUGAUUAAUGUUAUGGAAGACAUUUUUACACCUAGUAAUAUUGAUCCCAAUGAGAAACAAGACGUGAAGAUUUAUAUAAAAGAACUUAUGAAAAAAGUGAUAACAUGGGAACAGCUGGAUAACGUUAUCAAGGUUGAAAAGAAUAAAUUACGUACAUCUAAAUAUGAGGGAUGGAAAUAUCAAAUUAUAAAGCUCUCAAAAAUUUUCAAAGACCAAUUUAAAAAUAAUCAUAACAAGCUUACAAAAAAUCAAACAGAGAACAAUUAUAUAAUCAAUUUUAUUUCUCGAGUUUUUAUAUUAAUGUUUAAAGAUAAUGAGCACAUAGAACUUAAUUGGGGAGAAACAACUUUGAAGGCUUCGGCAUUCCUCAAGAACAAAUCAUUACGAGAUGACAGCCGCCGUGGUAAUGGAAGUAAAGUUGAUUGUAUAAUUAAUAUAAUUGAAAUUUUAUUAGAAAUAAUAGUCAUAGAAGUAUCUGGAUCACCUAGCAAUCUUGAUCACACCCAUUAUGUGGGUGAUCGUAAUAAGAUCGCAAAGAUGUUGAAAACUAUCAUCAAUUAUAUUAUUCUAAACUACCCUGAUCACACAUUUUAUAUCUAUUCGAUGUGCAUGCCAUUUGCUUCAAUUUAUUAUUUCAAGCUUGAAUAUAAGUUCACAUGUCCAAAAAUGAUGCGAACACUUUCCAAAGAAUUACCAGAAUUCUGUUAUAAUUUAUGGAAAAUGAAAGAUCUAGUUCAAUUAACCAUAUCAGAAAUUCUGGAAUAUGUUGAUAGUGAGGAAACUUUAGAUGAAUGA
This is a messenger RNA of Entrophospora candida, 1012 nucleotides long. NCBI's taxonomy places the organism in Eukaryota, Fungi, Glomeromycota, Glomeromycetes, Entrophosporales, Entrophosporaceae. The record is from the annotation of a GenBank genome assembly.